GAUGGACGCUGCCAGUACCUUCCGAUAUUACUUCAAGCACCCGUGGUCGCGCAUCACCGUGGCCUACCUGGUCAUCUUCCUCAACUUCCUCAUCUUCGCCGAGGACCCGGUGUCCCACAGCCAGAAGGAGGCGCGCAUAGUCGUGGUGGGCAACUGCUUCUCCUUCCUUUUCAGCAAGUACCCAGGAGAGGGGUGGAACGUUCUCAAAGUGGUGUGCUGGCUACUGGCCAUUUUCACCGGCCUCCUCGCUGGGAAGUUAGUAUUUCACCAACAGCUUUUUGGUCGAUACCUGCGCUUGAAAGUGUUCCGCGAGGAUCAUGGCUCCUGGAUGACCAUGUUCUUCAGCACCAUCCUCUUCCUCUUCAUCUUCUCGCACAUCUAUAACCUCGUCCUGCUGAUGGCUGGUAGCAUGGAGUUUCACAUGGUGACGGAUCACAUGGGCAUCAAGAACGCGACUUUUAUGAAGAUUGCUGCAGUGGGUACCUGGAUGGGGGACUUUGUCACUGCAUGGAUGGUGACAGAUAUGAUGCUUCAGGAUGAUAAUUAUCCAGACUGGGGGAAAGCUGCUAGAAGGUUCUGGAAACAAGGCAACAAUAGGAUUGUCCUCUUCUGGACCGUGCUCGUCUUGCUGACGUCAGUGGUUGUUCUAGCCAUCGUUUCCGACUGGAUCUGCUGGGACAGCCUGAACCAAGGCUUCUUGCCCAGCGAUGAGGUCUCCAGAGCCUUCCUGGCCUCCUUCAUCUUGGUCUUCGAUCUCCUCAUUGUCAUGCAGGACUGGGAGUUCCCUCACUUCAUGGGUAACCUGGAUAUAAAUUUGCCAGGCUUGUCAACCUCACAGGUGAAUUUCAAACUUCCUGUCUGCAAAAGUAUCGUCAAGGAGGAGUACCACAUUCAUAUCACAGGUAAGUGGUUCAACUAUGGCAUCAUCUUCCUGGUGAUGAUUUUGGACCUGAACAUGUGGAAGAACCAGAUCUUCUACCAGCCGUAUGAGUACGGUCAGUAUGUGGGGCCCAAAAAGGAGAUCUUCAACGUGGAAAAGCCAGACACACUCAAGAAGUUCAACCGCAGCACGCUGACUUUCGAGUGGCGCUCCACCAACGUUGACCCGAGCACCAACCGCGCCUACGUGAAGCAGGACAUGUUUCUGCACAGCCGCUACAUCGGGGCGAGCAUGAAGAUCAAGUGGCUGGCCUUCAUCCCCAGCCUGAUGGCAUUCUUCAUCUUCGGCUUCUUCGUCUGGCGGCUGGGUCGAUUCCAGAACAGCAAGACCUUGACGGAAAACCAAGACAGGAGCUACGAGCGGAUGAUGAGGAAGUCGCCGACCGAAUAUAGCAAAGAGAUGGGUGCCACCCCCGAAGAAAUGCAAGAUUUCAGCGUGUCGGACAGCCUCAAGCCCUCGGGAACGUCCGUGCUGCUCUUGGUGGACGGAGCGCACUUAGCAGCGACGCCCUCUGCCAGCUUGACGGAAACCCAAGAGACACACCCCGGUGUUGCGAUUGACGCAGAGCCGCCUGAGGAACCGGGCGUCUUUCCAGACACCCCGUUCCUCAUGUGGCUCGGUGUCAAUCAGGAGACUGAGGUGUGCGAGGAACCGGAUGUCUCUCAAGACGUCCGCCAAGAGUCGCCAUGACCUACGAACUCAGAGAGCCAUAUCAGCCUUUCUGCGUAUAUUUUCUUAACGCUUUCUUGUGAAGCCAAAACUGUUCGACAGAUCUUUCCAGGCACAACUUUGGCACGGUGCUUCCUGGGAUAUUUUGCAUUUCCACAAUUCAGUGCCUUUUACCCAAGGCCUUUUCCUUGACUGCCACUGGUCUCAGGUCCCAUUCGUCGUACCACAGCGACAGUCGUGCCUUGACAUUUCAUACACUUCACAAAUAUAAACCUCGAUCAGUACAUAGUACUUGAAGAUGUUCUAUUUAUGAUAUUUAUGAUCUGCUGCAGUCAUCUUAUGCACACUUUGAUACCAACUUCAUCUCUUAGCUGUAAUCAGAGUACAGGGGGUCCUCGGAUUAGAACAGUCCAGACAUAACAGCGUUUUGAGGUUACAAACGUUGCACAAAUAGCUAGUUUGCGCAACGGCGUAAGAAUACGUGUGCACAAGAAGCACACUCACCGCCAUACUUACUGUUUUUCAUUCGAUUAGUUGAUAUUUAGGGUCCAGAAAUGUUUUUUUCAUACAAAUGUGAAGCAUGAUUAUGACUUUACUACAGUAAACCCCUGCUUUUUGUUGGGCCUAGCGACUGUUGUGCUGCCAAUAGCAAAAAAAUGCAAGGAAUUACAACUCCUUAAAUGUUAAUGGUUGCCUACAGUAAUAGUUUAAACCCAAAAUAUACCCUGAGCUAUGAGCCCCAAAUACUUUAAUAUAAUUUCAAACGCUCUAAAAAUAAAUGGCUUUCAGAUUAUUUGAUGUGCGAGGAAAUUGGCAUCUAUGACGUCACUUCACAAUCUGUAAAAAGAGCAAUGGUCAAGCAAUAGCGUUAGCUUAGGCGUUUUAAAAAAAAAAUACAAAUGCGGCGAAGACUCACUUUAACUUCCAUUAACAACCCGGGCUAAACAUUCACUGCUCUUUUUCUCACAGUCAAAACAUUAUCACUUCAACAAUACUUCCUUGACACCAAUUUAUACUUAUCUAUUAGCCAUGACGUUGGUGCCAUUUUGUGGCACCUUAGGGCUUUACAGAAAGAGCACAAAGCGGGCAUAGGUACGUUUGCGAUUAGCUGAGGAUUAGAUUCACGAAAAAAAACCAAAAACAGAAUAGGUGUAUUUGUGAAAACGAACCCAAAAUAGGCGGGGCUCAAAGUACUGCCUUCACUUAGUAGUGAUAGACUAUGGCGUGUUUUGACUUGCGUACACAUUUGGGUUACAUCGCUAUUGUUAACCAAGGACCCCCAGUAAUAUUCAUUCGCUAAUCUUGACAAAUAACACCUUUGAAAGGCGUUGACCAACUCCAUCAACAGGAAACCCAACAAGACACCUCAAGAGUUUGUGCAAUUCUCACUCUUCUAAAUAAAAGCUGACCACGUUCACCUGGAGUAGAUUGGAGUAGCAUGAUUAAAUCUGUGAAAUGAAGACACACCAAUAUAGAUUGGUGUUUCUACAUUGGCUUAGCCAAACGUUAUUGGCAGUCAAAAGUUCACUUUUCAUGUUCAUGGUUUCAAUUGUGGCUUGUUGUGAUAAGCAGAAAGGAUUUGGUUCAGAUGUUUGGGUAUGCCUAAGAAGUCUCGAUGCCAUAAACUUGACUUUUUAAACAUUUUCUUUUACAAAGAAAACCUUCAAAACUUUGGAAAUGCUUAAUCAUUUUUAAUAGUUCUGUAUUUUUUGGAGGAUAUAAUAGAAAACUAAAGUAUUCUAUAAAUACAAAGACGCACAUUUUAAGUGUCUCCAUAAACUGUUGCUCAAAAUUGUGGGAAAUGUUGGAAACUCCUCAUGGGAAUCUACGUGAGGCAAAGGUUUGCGGUGCGCGUGCGGUGUGAACGUAGCAUAAGAAGUCUUAAAUCUUGACGCUUAAUUGUUGUAGCAAGCAGCUAACAAAUUACAGUGCUGCCUUGAGCUGCAAGUGACCCGACUUACAAGUUUUCUGAGAUAAGCGCCAUCGUUGGAACGAUUUGUAUUUUUUUUGCUUUGAUUACAAAGCAAAAAUUGAUAUACAAUUGCUGUAUGGCGGCGGUAAACUGAAGUCACUUUACAACAAGCAGCAGUCUGGCACAGUCAACAAUUCUUCAGAAAAGAAGCUUCGAGCUGUUUAGUGCCACUCCCAUUUGAAGUGUCAAACUAAACAUAAAACAAAUAAUUACACUUUGGGUAUUUAAAACAGCCACAUAACUUUGCCUUAAAUUCUGCUAUUUUAUAGUAUUUAAGGUAUAAUAUUAUAGAUUGCUCUUUUUCUUAUUAAGAAAGAGACAUUCCAAAAGUUUUUGUUGUUGUUUUUUAGUAGGUCGGAACAGAUUAAUGGUAUUUCCAUUCUUUUCAAUAGGGAGGGAUGAUUUGAGACAUGAGUGUUCUGAGUUACAAGCGUGGUAAUGGAAAGACUUCAACUUUUUUUAUUGAAUUUUUUUCAAGGCGCUAUAGUGUCGGGAAAAUGUUAGUUUCAUUCAACAUUUAUAAUUGUACUUAGUUACAGUACUAUUCACAAAUUAACCAAAAGUUUAAAAAAAACAAGCAAUAUUUCUUUUUAGUUUCAGUUUUUAUUUAUUUUAUUACAGUUGAAAGGUUUUCAAAAUGACCUCUUAACUUGCUGUGUGUAAAGUCUUUCCUAUUUGCAACUUUAUGCCAGCCUUCUCCAUCAAAGUGGAGACCUGGCUUUGCCUUGUUCCAAAGUGCCCGCUUUUGUCCUCUUUUUUUUGUGCCCGUUUGGUGUCGUACUAUGUAGAUGCACAUUUCUUUCUUUCAAAUAUUGUCCUUCAAAAGCUUUGUAAAACAUCUCCUGAUUGCUACCAUUUUCCUCCCUUUUUUUUCUGCAUAUAUUUGUGACAACCUCAUACGGAGAAAGGUCUAAUUGAAUAACAAACGUAUUACUCACAGACAUAAGUGCAAUAAUAGGAUUUGCCUUUGCAUUCAUCCAAAUUAUAAGACACUCAGUGCAUGACACUGUAAUAUUGGGAAUGCGUUUCACUUUUAAAAGGAGCCAAAAUCUAAAAGAAUAAAUCAAUAAACAUUUAUGCACUUACAGGAAUACUAACCCAUCUGAUUAAAUAUUGACUUUGGUGGCGUAAACACAGUUUCAUAAUCUCUCUGAAUUUGAUAUUUACAAAUAUGGUAUAUUGUAAGCACUUUCUUUAAUUAUACAGGUUUUAAUGAACAUUUAGUCAGCCAUUGUGUGGAUAUUUAAAUGACGUUUGAUUUGACAUAAGAGGCUGUAUAUUUUUCAUUAUACAUGGGCGUGCAUGCGGCCACUGGGUGAAGCGGUGGAUGUAUUUCCCAUAAUAUUCUGGAAGCGCUCGGUCGUGUAAUUUAAACAUGAAAUGGACCUAUGAAGACAUUAAGUGUUCAUUUUGUAGGGGGCUUUAAUGUGUCGCUAAUGUAAAAACAUCGCUUCUUGUUUGUUUGUUUGUUUUUUCAAAGGGGACAAAAAAAAUCAUCGUUUGCUCAAUGUAUUCAAAAU
Messenger RNA from Phycodurus eques (leafy seadragon), 5101 nucleotides. RefSeq names its product transmembrane protein 117 (gene tmem117). Gene Ontology annotation, biological process: intrinsic apoptotic signaling pathway in response to endoplasmic reticulum stress. The record is from RefSeq and is a predicted model, not a curated record. NCBI's taxonomy places the organism in Eukaryota, Metazoa, Chordata, Actinopteri, Syngnathiformes, Syngnathidae.